Aethalodelphis obliquidens (Pacific white-sided dolphin) is the source of this 943-nucleotide messenger RNA. RefSeq names its product calcium voltage-gated channel auxiliary subunit gamma 1 (gene CACNG1). Gene Ontology annotation, molecular function: calcium channel regulator activity; voltage-gated calcium channel activity. Lineage: Eukaryota; Metazoa; Chordata; Mammalia; Artiodactyla; Delphinidae. Bases 269 to 943 code for a protein of 224 amino acids. Gene Ontology annotation, cellular component: membrane; L-type voltage-gated calcium channel complex. The transcript has 4 exons. Gene Ontology annotation, biological process: regulation of calcium ion transmembrane transport via high voltage-gated calcium channel; calcium ion transmembrane transport. The record is from RefSeq and is a predicted model, not a curated record.
UGCUGGCUCCAGGAGCGAAGACGGCCCUGAAACCCGAGGAGCAGCCGUCCUCGGCGAGGCGCCGGGAUGGGCAUUAAUAGAAGCUUCCGCAGGCCGCUGACACGUCUGGCCAGCUGCUCAGCCCGGCCAGCGCCCCUCCGCCCACGGCCGGCCCCCUCCGGCCCCGCCGGGCACACUGAACAGCUGCCGCCGCCCCGGCGCGACCGCCACCUGCCCGGGAGGACGCGGCCGCCGGGCCUGACCCAGCGCCCGCCGCUCCGUGGCCGCCAUGUCCCAGACCAAGGCCCUGAAGGUCCGCCUGACCCUCCUCUGCGUCCUGGCGGGGAUCGUGCUGGCGCUGGUGGCCGUGGUGACCGACCACUGGGCCGUGCUGAGCCCCCACGUGGAGCACCGCAACGCCAGCUGCCAGGCGGCACACUUCGGCCUCUGGCGGAUUUGCACCAAGCGGAUCGUCCCGGGCGACGGCAGGGACAGGAGCUGCGGACCCAUCACCCUGCCUGGGGAGAAAAACUGUUCCUACUUCAGGCAUUUUAACCCAGGCGAGAGCUCGGAGAUCUUCGAAGUUACCACUCAGAAAGAGUAUAGCAUCUCGGCCGCGGCCAUCGCCGUCUUCAGCCUGGGCUUCACCAUCGCGGGAACCAUCUGCGUGCUCCUGUCCUUUGGGAAGAAGCGCGACUACCUGCUGAGGCCAGCGUCCAUGUUCUUCGCCUUUGCGGGUCUCUGCAUCUUCGUCUCGGUGGAGGUCACACGGCAGUCGGUGAAGCGCAUGGUCGACAGCGAGGACACCGUCUGGAUCAAGUACUAUUACUCCUGGUCCUUCGCCUGCGCCUGCGCGGCCUUCGGCCUCCUCUUCCUCGGCGGCCUGGCUCUCCUGCUCUUCUCCCUGCCGCGGAUGCCCCAGAACCCCUGGGAGUCCUGCAUGGACGCCGACCCCGAGCACUAG